Molecule: messenger RNA, 2586 nt
Organism: Anopheles merus
Lineage: Eukaryota; Metazoa; Arthropoda; Insecta; Diptera; Culicidae
Gene: Rox8
Product: nucleolysin TIAR
Exons: 5
Coding region: 1059-2438 (459 amino acids)
Molecular function (GO): RNA binding
Source: RefSeq, a predicted model, not a curated record
CGAAGCAGAGGAAGAUUGGGAGAAAACGAGAACGGAUCGUCCGGUUAAAGUGAACAUUUCAUUUUACCCGCCUGUCCAGCCAGUGGCAGCGAAUUCGUGCACCGAAAGACGAAAGGUUGCAGCAAAACGAUUGGUGCCGCCCCGACGAAGUACACAACCGGAGCGCGUACGAUUAAUCGUACGAAUUAGAAAGAGUGGUGCUGUGUAUAUCCAGUGUAGGCUCGGGUGUGCGAUUCCUCGAAGUACGCAAUACCAAAUCAGCCGGCAAACGCGCGGUCGGAAGUUGUCCACCAACGCGGUCGCCCUGAAAAAUAGGAAAUAUUCAUUCAAAUCAACGUUAGAGAGAGAGAGAGAGAGAGUGUGUGUGUGUGGUACGGCAACGCAACUGGCGACCGUCGUGGUGUGUCCUGGGACUGUUUGUUAGAAAGCGCCCAAAGUCUCUCGCCCAAACGGCACUCUCAGCUCAGCCAGAAUUUCUGCCACCCAUCACAAGCUAGGAGCGCGCCUACGGUCCCCGAAAAAAAAUCGCCGAAGUACGCGCGCUCGCUCGCCUGAUCCGCUGUGUUUGUGUGUAUGUGCGUUUGUGUGUGUGUGUUAGUGCGCAUUAGUGCGUGGAAGCAGAGCACCACCAAAGUGUGUAGGAUUGUUGCGUGCGUAGUGUGUUAGUGCUCCGACCGGGCUAUAUACUCACAUACACACAGCAUCACGAGCAUACAUUCAAACAAGACUGAAUUUCGGAGAAACAAACGGACGCUGCCCAGGGACGAGUUUGCAGGACGAAAACACCUGCACACUUUUAAGUUUGAGGAAAAAAGCAGUGAAUUGUACCGAAAGCCCUUUAAAAACCAAGAAAAGAAAAAUUACCAGUGUAAACGUGAACGUAUUUCAGUUCGGUAGGUUAAUUCUUCCUUCUCCCUUAAAGCAAUCGUAGUUGGCUGUGGUGCGUGUGUGUGUGUGUGUGUGGUUCACUGUGGGCGCUUCCGUUGCAAGCAGCAGAGAGACGUCAUUUGCCCCUUAACAAGGAACGAUAACAACAGAUAAAACAAAAAGACAGCAAAAUGACAGAAGAAUCCUACCCGAAGACCCUGUACGUGGGCAACCUCGACACGUCCGUGACGGAGGAGCUGCUCUGCACACUGUUCAGCCAGAUGGGGACGGUGAAGAGUUGCAAAAUCAUACGCGAAACCAGCAUCGACCCGUUCGCCUUCAUCGAGUACGCCAACCACCAGUCGGCCCAGACGGCGCUGGCCGCGAUGAACAAGCGGAUGUUCCUGAAGAAGGAGAUCCGGGUGAACUGGGCGACGAGCGCGGGCAACCAGCCGAAGACGGACACGAGCCAGCACCAUCACAUCUUCGUGGGCGACCUGAGCCCGGAAAUUGACACGGAAACGCUGCGGGAAGCGUUCGCGCCGUUCGGCGAGAUUUCCAACUGCCGGAUCGUGCGCGAUCCGCAGACGCUCAAGUCUAGGGGGUACGCGUUCGUGUCGUUCGUGAAGAAGGCCGAGGCGGAGAAUGCGAUCGCCAUGAUGAACGGCCAGUGGCUCGGUUCGCGCUCGAUCCGGACGAACUGGUCGACCCGCAAACCGCCCGCACCGCGGGAGAACUCCAAAGGAAUUAAGAGCGGCAAAACGCCCGGCUUCGAGGAGAUCUACAACAACACCAGCCCCACCAACACGACCGUGUACUGUGGCGGUUUCCCGCCGAACGCGAUCACGGACGAGCUGAUACAGAAGCACUUCGCCCAGUUCGGCCACAUCAACGAUACGCGAGUGUUCAAGGACAAGGGUUACGCGUUCAUCCGGUUCGCCAGCAAGGAGUCGGCGGCGCGGGCGAUCGAGGGCACCCACAACAGCGAGGUACAGGGCCACCCGGUCAAGUGCUACUGGGGCAAGGAGAACGGCGGGGAUGUGAACAGCAACGGCAUGAACACGUCGGCGAUUGCGGCCGCGGCAGCGUCCGGCAUGAUCGGCAUGAACAUGAACGGCAUGGUCAGCCCGCUGCAGCAGAUGCAGCCGAACGCGGCGGCAACGGCCGCCGCCGCCAUGGUCGCCCAGCAGCAGCACAGUGCCAAUCCGCAACUAACGCAGGCGUCGGCGGCGGCGGCGGCGGCUGCGGCCGGCGCCCAGUACCCGUACUCGGCGGCGGCGUACGGCCAGAUGGCGUACUGGAUUCCGAGUGGAUAUCCGCAGAUACAGACCCAGUACAUGCAGCAAGGGUACUACACCUACCCGACGGCGUACGCACCGUCAGCACCGCAGCAAACGGGUACGCCAGGAUACCGCAUGAUGCAACCAAACAUGGCAGCAGGCUGGGGAAUGCCGACGGUGCCGACUGUUGCCACCAACGGUGCUGCUGCGGCGGCGGCUGCCGCUGCGGCCGCUGCCUCAUCGCAGCAGCCGGUGAUGUACGCGACGAUGCCCCAGUUCCAAACGCAAUGAGAACUAUUGAAAAAUUACUCUACCAGCAACAACAUCAUCAGCAGCAGCACCAGCGUUAAGUCCAGCACCCACAGCAACAUCAACAACAACAGUACGAAGAACCACGCUAGUACCAGUAUCGCGAAACCUUACAACAGCAGCAGCAACA